Messenger RNA from Aspergillus fumigatus Af293, 471 nucleotides. RefSeq lists its product as uncharacterized. The transcript is spliced from 2 exons. The coding region runs from base 1 to 471 and encodes 156 amino acids. The record is from RefSeq and is a predicted model, not a curated record. Lineage: Eukaryota; Fungi; Ascomycota; Eurotiomycetes; Eurotiales; Aspergillaceae. Gene Ontology annotation, cellular component: cytoplasm; nucleus.
AUGGCCCAUUCGGAGUUUCAUUUCGAACCGUUCGAGCCACUUCGCGAGGGCAUGCAUGAGACGUCACAUCAUGGUACAGCAAAGAUACUGAUGCUUCAUGGCCAUGGGCAGUCGGGCAAGAAUUUCUAUUACAAAACGAAGCAUUUUGUCGGUCCUCUUCAACAACUUGCCCUGCAGGAGAAAUUUUCAGGUGAUGUGGAGCUGUUCUACCCAGAUGGUCCUUGGCCUGCUCCUGGAGGUGAGGAAUUGGAUGUCCGGGCAUGGGGUUUCGGUGAUUUUGAACACGGUUUGAUUAAAGGCUUGGAUAUAUCCAUCCUGAAGAUUUUAGACAUACUAGAUCUGUACGGGCCUUUCAGCGGGGUAAUGGGAUUCUCAACCGGGGCGGCUGUUGCCGCAAUUAUUGCUUCUAUAUUGGAGCGGCACGAACGGAUCCAGAUGUUCAUCGGGGACACAUCCACGAAGGCAAGCUAG